Gekko japonicus is the source of this 1803-nucleotide messenger RNA. It is a transcript of the gene ABHD10, whose product is annotated as abhydrolase domain containing 10. Gene Ontology annotation, biological process: protein depalmitoylation. The transcript has 5 exons. Gene Ontology annotation, molecular function: hydrolase activity, hydrolyzing O-glycosyl compounds; palmitoyl-(protein) hydrolase activity. The record is from RefSeq and is a predicted model, not a curated record. The coding region runs from base 1 to 858 and encodes 285 amino acids. Lineage: Eukaryota; Metazoa; Chordata; Lepidosauria; Squamata; Gekkonidae. Gene Ontology annotation, cellular component: mitochondrion.
AUGGCGGUGGCGGGAGCCGUGAGGAUGCUCUGGCGGAGGAACCUUACCCGUGGCCCGGCCGUAGAUUUUCCUCAUUUGUUAGGUUGCAGACAGAAAUCAACAGUGAGUUUCCUUAGCCGGCCCGAUCGUCCAAAACUGGCUUAUAAUAAGCUGAAAGGCAAGAAUCCUGGAGUUGUCUUCCUCUCAGGUCUUUAUUCAAAUAUGAAUGGUCGGAAGGCACUUGCACUCGAAGACUUCUGCAAGUCUAUUGGUCAUGCUUUUGUAAGGUUUGAUUACACUGGUUGUGGAAGUUCAGAAGGCAAUGUCAAAGAAUCUACAGUGGGGAAGUGGCGGAAGGAUGUUCUUUCGGUACUGGAUGAACUCACAGAUGGACCACAGAUUUUAGUUGGUUCCAGUUUGGGCGGAUGGCUGAUGCUUCAUGCAGCAAUUGCCCGACCAGAAAAGGUGGUUGCUCUGGUUGGAAUAGCUGCGGCUGCAGACGAGCUUGUAGCAACUUUUCAGCAACUUCCUUUAGAAGUGAAGAAAGAAAUAGAAGAAAAAGGUGAAUGGAAGUUGCCAACCAAGCACAAUGAAGAAGGCUUUUACACUGUACCAUAUGAAGUCAUUCAGGAGGCAGAAAAUCACUGUGUAUUGGGUACUCCUCUUCCCAUAAAGUGUCCUGUGCGACUUCUCCAUGGUAUAAAAGAUGAAGAUGUUCCAUGGCAGAUUUCCUUGAAAAUUGCUGAACGUGUGGUCAGCACAGAUGUGGAUAUUAUUCUCCGCAAAGCUGGGCAACAUCGAAUGAAAGAACAAGAAGAUAUUAAACUUAUUGUGUACACUGUUGAAGACUUGAUUGACAAGCUGACCACACUAACAUGAAUUUCAAUACAGGCAGUAGCAGAAGAGGUUUGACCUUGACUCAGUGGUUCAGUUGGGGGGAUUUUCAAACUGUGACUGGUCAUCUGGAAGGUCCUGGAACUUUAGGGUUGUUUCUUCAUCACUGUUUCUUUGGUAAAUCGGUAUUUUAAUGCAGCAUUUGCACAAAUGACAGAAAAUGCUGUUGUCUCAAUCCUUGCUACCACAACCAAAUCACCUUUUUUGCAAUACCUAUUUCCUAUGCUUUUGUACCUGGAUAUAUUUGUGCCAACGAUUUUCACUUUGUUAUAAUAUGUUGUGACUUUUUUCAUCCUUUUUAAACCUUAAAAUAAAUAUGCAUUCUAAUGUUCUUCCACUUGAGUUGAAAAAUGCAACUUAUGUAUUCAAACUCAGAAGAAACCUGCCUGGAAUACUUGCACACUAUUUUUGGUUCCUACAAAUACAGCUUAGUUUUGGGGGGACAGUAGUAAAAAUGAAUGGGAAAAAUAAACAUUUUUUAUAUUUAAAAAUAAUUUGAAUUGCUCCUGUGUUGCUUACAAAAGAGUUAGAGGUUUCUGGAACUGUUCCUUGUAAUUUUCUAACCCAUGUUGUCACCACAGUAAAAUCAAACGCAAGCCAAUUGCCUAAUAUGCAUCUAUGCACUAAAGAAGAAAUAUAUAUAGUCAGACAUUUGCUUACCUAAAGCCUGAACACAUUACAUGGAAUCAGGUCCUUUCAGUGAGUUAUUUCCAAGUAGUGUGUGCAUGGCUAGGUAUAAAGGGACUUAUGCAGAGGGUACAAUUAGAUCAUGAGCAUGUUUUGCUUGUCUACAGGUUGUAGUCCAUCAUAUUGCUAGUAAUCAUUUGCUUGCUUGUUUGCCAGAGAAGACAAAGUUCUGUUAAGCCUGCUCAGUUCAGCGAUCUUGUGAUUAUAAAUAUUUUAUUUGUAUAUUGUGAGUCCCCUGGGUUU